CAAACGGCCAAACGGGUGCUUUUACAGAUCUGCUCGCAUUUCGCCUCCAAAAACCAACCAAAACUUCGUUGCUUUAACAUUCUGUCUCCCUCCCUCUCUCUCUCUCUCUCUCUCUCUCUCUCUAUCUCCCUCACGGUCCUAAGCUAAUAAGCUUAAGAAUACCGAGUCCAUUUAAGCUUUAUGUGCGGCUGAAACUCAAAAUUUAGUCCGGGUUCUGAUAACAUGCAAUGUAAAAUACAGAGAGAGUGAUGGGCAAAUUUUGUAUAUAAGUGAUUGAAUUGCUCAUCAAAGGCUCGCCUGAGGCGUGCCCGAGGUGCGCUCGAGGCGCACAGACGCAGCCCAUAGCGCCUGAGGAACCCAAAGGCGCACGAUCUCCAGUCCACGCCCAUGCAAUCACACAAAGUAAACUUAUAAAAGAAGAAGGAGAAGAAGAAAAAGAAGAAAGAUCUGAAAAACCUGACUUGAUUUUAUCCUCUCUUAGGCUCGGGCUUAUCUAAUUUCUGAUCUGAAAUACAGGAUUGUGAACUUGUAUCCAAUGGAGGGAGUUGGGGGUGAGGGUGCCUCAGGGGCAUCACCUGUAGCCCAAUGGGGACAUGAUGCUUGGAGGAUGUAUCAGUAUUAUCUGGAUAAGAGUACACCUCAUGCAAUCAAUAGGUGGAUUGGGAGUCUUGUUAUAGUGGCUAUAUACUGUUUGCGAGUCUAUUUUGUUCAGGGGUUUUACAUUGUUUCCUAUGGGCUUGGAAUAUAUCUGCUGAAUUUGCUUAUUGGGUUUUUGUCACCUUUGGUUGAUCCUGAACUUGAACCUUCGGAUGGGCCUUUGUUGCCCACGAAGGGUUCUGAUGAAUUCAAGCCAUUUAUUCGCCGCCUUCCAGAGUUCAAAUUCUGGUAUUCCUUCACAAAGGCAUUCUGCAUAGCAUUUGUCAUGACCUUCUUUUCCAUGUUUGAUGUUCCUGUGUUUUGGCCAAUACUACUUUGUUACUGGAUUGUUCUUUUUGUCCUUACUAUGAGGCGCCAAAUUGCACAUAUGAUCAAAUACAAGUAUAUUCCUUUCAACAUUGGAAAGCAGAAGUAUGUUGGUAAGAAGGCUUCUGCAAGUGGCAGUGGUUCACGUGGGGAUUAAACAUUGACCGGUUCAUAGGGCUUGUAGAAAAGGACCAGAUGGGGAAAAAUAUGUAGAAGUGAAGAUUCAUGAUAAUUGAUUUUUUUUUUUUCCCCUUCCUUUUUGAGUGACAUGCAUUAAUGUUAUGUGAUGGUUUGGAAUAUGCACUCGCAAUUGUGCCUUGGCAUUUUAUGAUGGCAGAGUGCUGAUGUAGCAGAAAGUGAAAUUUCAUCGUUUAUACGCAUAUUAAGAAGAUUCAGUUAUGUUUCUGAAAAUGAUUCUAUGUAAACUGCAUGGUGCAGUAUUAUUAGUUCACUCUCUGGUUUCUCAAUGUUAGACAUGGAAAUUGGCAGUAGCAGUUAGUGAAAUUUUCAUGCAAAUCAGAAGUUAUUACAGCCACUGGAAUACAUUUCUAUUGCAAGAGAACUUUCUAUUUUGUCCUCA
This is a messenger RNA of Hevea brasiliensis (rubber tree), 1543 nucleotides long. Its product is annotated as protein RER1B. Lineage: Eukaryota; Viridiplantae; Streptophyta; Magnoliopsida; Malpighiales; Euphorbiaceae. The transcript has 5 exons. Gene Ontology annotation, biological process: protein retention in ER lumen; retrograde vesicle-mediated transport, Golgi to endoplasmic reticulum. Gene Ontology annotation, cellular component: Golgi membrane. The record is from RefSeq and is a predicted model, not a curated record. Bases 536 to 1120 code for a protein of 194 amino acids.